Salvia hispanica is the source of this 2996-nucleotide messenger RNA. RefSeq names its product putative methyltransferase PMT24. Gene Ontology annotation, cellular component: endosome; trans-Golgi network; cytoplasm. NCBI's taxonomy places the organism in Eukaryota, Viridiplantae, Streptophyta, Magnoliopsida, Lamiales, Lamiaceae. Gene Ontology annotation, molecular function: methyltransferase activity. The record is from RefSeq and is a predicted model, not a curated record.
AUGGCCUUAGUGAAAGCUCGCGGCACAAAACGACCCUCAGCAACAUCUAGUUAUUCCGCAGCAUCCUCAAUCGUAGCCUUUGUUGGAUUAUCUGUAUUAGGUCUAUGGCUCAUCCUCACCUUCCAUUCCUUCGCACCGUCGCAGCAGCCCACCGCGCCAGCCAAACCAGAAAAAACUCCCACCCGUUUAUCCUCCAUCGGCCAUACUCACCAUCACUCCAGCGCGCUCCCACAAACUCGCCAGAACGAGCCAGAGACCAAGGUUGAAAACGAUGAAGUGGCAGCGAUCGAACCAGAGAGGAAGAUUCAAAAUGACGAAGUAGCAGUGAUCGAACCAGAGACGAAGGCUGAAAAUCAUGAAGCAGCAGUGAUUGAGCCAGAGGCGAAGGUUGAAAGUAAUGAAGAAGUGGUGAUCGAGCCAGAGACGAAGAUUGAAAAUGACGAGGCGCAGACUGGUGAUCAGGUGGAUCAUCAGGACACCAAAGAAUCACGGGAUAAAAGCGAUGCCGUGGAGGAGCAAGAGAAGCAAGAAGCGCUCGAGAAUCAAACCUCGGAAGAAAGUUCCAUGACUCAAAAAGAAGAGAUAAUUCAAGAAAAUCCACGUUCUGAAACCAAAACGGAAACUGAUGAUGGGAACCACGGUGCAGAGGAUGUAUCGGCUGAAGGUGGAUCGGAAUCUCAAGGUUCAAACACCGCAGGGAAUGAAAUAACAGAUGAAGAUCAGCAGAGGCGAAUAGACGAACAUCAACAGGGAGAAGAACAACAGAAGCAACAAGAAGGGAAAGAAGCAAAGUCGACAGAUCCUAAAGGAGCAACAAGUCAUGCUCAAACCCAACACGACGAGGCGCCCAUACAUUUGCAUCAAGAUGGCAGUAGUUCCGAGGAAACAGAUAAGCCUAAAGCACAGACAACAUCUGAAGAAGUUGAGCAUGAUUCUUUGGAUGAAGACACGGGCAAGGUAAAACCAGUAAGCGAGAAAAUGAAUGAAGAGACCUCCAACAAGAACAAUGAGGCUUCAACUUCAAGUGAUGACAGCAUUGAGAUACCCAAAGAAUCUACUGAGUCGAAGAACUCUUGGACUACUCAAGCAAACCAGUCUGAGAAUCAAAAGGAGAGACGAAACGGAGGACCAAAUGGCAAAGAUAAUAACAACCAUGGAUACACAUGGCUGCUGUGCAAUGUGACAGCGGGUGCAGACUACAUACCUUGUUUGGACAACGAGAAAGUUGUAGCAAAUAUACACAGCAGGGCGCACCAUGAGCAUCGCGAGAGGCAUUGCCCAACCGACGCUCCUACUUGCUUGGUUCCCCUGCCAAAGGGGUAUAAGAAAAGGAUCGACUGGCCUCAAAGUAGAGAUAAGAUAUGGUACAACAAUAUACCUCACACAUCACUGGCAGAAUACAAGGGGCAUCAGAACUGGGUAAAGGUGACUGGGGAGUUCCUCACUUUCCCAGGUGGUGGAACUCAAUUUAUUCACGGAGCCCUGCAUUACAUUGAUUUUAUACAGGAGGCAGUGCCUGAUAUUGCAUGGGGAAAACACAGCCGCGUAGUGUUGGAUGUUGGCUGUGGAGUAGCUAGCUUUGGAGGCUAUCUGUUUGACAGAGAUGUUCUUACAAUGUCUUUUGCCCCAAAAGAUGAACAUGAGGCCCAAGUUCAAUUUGCCCUUGAAAGGGGCAUACCAGCAAUAUCUGCAGUCAUGGGAUCUCAGAGAUUGCCAUUUCCUAGUAGAGUAUUUGACGUUGUGCAUUGUGCACGUUGCAGAGUCCCUUGGCAUGUGGAUGGUGGUUCUCUACUUCUGGAGUUAAACAGAGUACUACGCCCUGGAGGGUACUUUGUGUGGUCAGCAACUCCAGUGUACCAAAAGCUAGAAGAAGAUGUACAGAUAUGGAAAGAAAUGUCUCGCCUAACAGUUUCCAUGUGUUGGGAGCUCGUAACAAUAAAAAAGGACAAAAUUAAUUCUAUUGGUGCUGCUAUCUACCAGAAACCAGAUUCAAAUGAUUGCUAUAAUCGCAGAAAGCAAAAGGAACCCUUGAUGUGCAAAACUGAUGACGACCCUAAUGCAGCAUGGUACAUACCUUUGCAGUCAUGCAUGCACCAGAUACCUACCCAAGAAAACGAGAGAGGCUCACAAUGGCCAGAAGAGUGGCCUGAGCGACUGCAGACACCACCAUACUGGCUUAACAAAUCAAAGAUGGGAAUUUAUGGAAAACCAGCACCAGAUGACUUUGUAUCAGACUAUGAACACUGGCAAAAGGUGGUCAGCACCAUGUACAUGAAUGAUUUGGGUAUUAAAUGGUCUGAAGUAAGAAAUGUGAUGGACUUGAGAGCAGUCUACGGAGGAUUUGCUGCAGCACUGAAGGACCAAAACUUGUGGGUUUUGAAUGUGGUGAAUGUAGAUUCUCCAGAUACACUUCCCAUAAUCUACGAACGAGGCCUUUUUGGUAUAUAUCAUGAUUGGUGUGAAUCAUUCAGCUCAUAUCCCAGGACCUAUGAUCUCCUACAUGCAGAUCAUCUGUUCUCAAAUCUCAAAAAGAGGUGUAAACUGGAGUUUGCCAUGGCAGAGAUUGACAGAUUACUUAGACCAGGAGGCAAAUUAAUCAUGCGCGAUGAAUCUAGCACAGUUGCAGAAGUAGUAGACUUUCUCAAGUCUCUCCAUUGGGAAGUCUUCCUAAACCAUUCAAAGAACCAAGAAGGGAUACUCAGUGCUCAGAAAUCCGAUUGGCGGCCAACUAGUUUUGCAGAUUCAUCUUAAUUGGGAGGAAAAAUAGCAUCAAAGAUACCACGACAGCUGAGAAUCUAGAGGGGGCAGGAACCUCCCUCUGAGGAAAAGAUCCCAAUACAACUGUGGGUCUGAAUCAUUUCAUUCUUGGGGGUAGUGGUCUCUGAAUCAUCUCCCAAAACACAACAAAAUCAGUGAGGUUUAUAUUCAUAAUUUCGAGACAGGUUUAACAUGCUACUUUUUGAUGAUACAAUUCCAAAACUUACUUUAUUAUAUGU